This is a messenger RNA of Amphiprion ocellaris (clown anemonefish), 7080 nucleotides long. It is a transcript of the gene crtc1a, whose product is annotated as CREB regulated transcription coactivator 1a. The record is from RefSeq and is a predicted model, not a curated record. Bases 35 to 1789 code for a protein of 584 amino acids. Lineage: Eukaryota; Metazoa; Chordata; Actinopteri; Pomacentridae. The transcript has 15 exons. Gene Ontology annotation, cellular component: nucleus; cytoplasm. Gene Ontology annotation, biological process: protein homotetramerization; positive regulation of transcription by RNA polymerase II. Gene Ontology annotation, molecular function: cAMP response element binding protein binding.
ACCAUUGAAGGAAAACGGAGCAGAAGAGCGAAACAUGGCGACUUCGAACAAUCCGCGGAAAUUCAGCGAGAAAAUCGCUUUACAUAACCAGAAGCAGGCGGAGGAGACGGCGGCGUUUGAAGAAGUGAUGAAAGACCUCAGCAUUACGCGGGCAGCGAGGUUACAGUUGCAGAAGACUAAGUAUUUGCAGCUGGGACAGAACCGUGGGCAGUACUACGGAGGAUCUUUGCCAAACGUCAAUCAGAUUGGAAACAGCACUGUGGAUGUGCCUUUUCAGAAUUCAGGGCUUGACACGAACAGAUCGACACGACACCAUGGCUUGGUGGACAGAGUCUACCGGGAUCGGAGCCGCAUCACAUCGCCCCACCGAAAACCUCUGUCAGUCGACAAGCAUGGACGCCAGAUUGACAGCUGUCCAUAUGGCUCAGUAUAUCUGUCACCACCACCUGAUACCAGCUGGAGGAGGACAAACUCGGACUCGGCACUGCAUCAGAGCACACUAACUCCUGCCCAGCAGGCUUCCUUCACUGGAGGAUCACAGGAGCUGCAGCCAAAACGAGUUCUCCUACUCACUGUACCAGGGUCUGAAGCAAUUAAACAAGAGGGUGAUGAAGAUGGACAAGAACAGAACUGGGACUGCAAAAAGAAUAUUUCAAGGUCCAAGCCCUGCAAAGUUCCUGGGAUCCACAUAUUCCCGUCUCCGGAUCAGCAGCUGACCGCUUCACAGAAACCAGCAGCCCACAACACUGGCGGUUCUCUUCCUGACCUGACCAACAUCCAGUUCCCUCCUCCGCUGCCCACCCCACUCGACUCAGAUGAUGCAGCUGCCACCUCGUUCGGCUCCUCGAGCAGCACACAGACUCUGGGGAACACGCAAGGAGUGAACACAUCUCAGCCCACAGUAACCAUGGAAAUCCAGGCUGGACAGGACAACAUGGUUCCGCUUAUCCUCAAUGCAGGAGACUCCCACCAGCACCAGAACCUGCAGCUCUCCCCUACAUCUCCACCCCUCACUCUCUCUCAGGCGGCCAUCAACGCCAUGAACCUUGAGCAGCAGCUGUCCCAGUAUGCCUUCUUCAACCAGCAGCCGUCAUCCCAGACACACCAGAACCAGCAACAGGCAGGUCUGGUCCAGCUGCCGUCCUCUGUGAACUCCUGCUCCACGUCAGACAACCAGACGUCCUCACAAAGCAACAUGACCAUGGACAUGAACACGGCCUCCUCCCUCCAACAGUACCGCAGUAGGGUCGGAUCCUCUGCCAAUCAGUCUCCAACUUCUCCUGUCUCCAAUCAAGGCUUCUCACCUGGAGGCUCGCCUCAACAUAACUCCAUACUGGGCAGCGUGUUUGCAGACUUCUACGACCAGCAGCUGCCUUCCAUUCAGGCUAGUGCUCUCUCACAGCAGUUGGAGCAGUUCAACAUGAUGGAGACUCCCAUCAGCUCUGACGGCCUGUAUAACCAGACCUCCACCCUCAACUACUCCCAGGCACUUAUGAUGGGUUUGACUGGCCAUUGCAACCUUCAGGGCUCGCAGCAGCUGGGCUACAGUAGCCAUGGCAACAUCCCCAACAUCAUUCUCACAGUGAGCGGAGAGUCUCCACCCAGCCUGCCCAAGGACCUGACUGGUUCGCUGCCCACAGAUGUCAGCUUUGAUGUCGACGCCCAGUUCCCGCUGGACGAUCUGAAAAUCGACCCACUGACGCUAGAUGGCCUGCACAUGCUCAAUGACCCGGACAUGGUCCUUGCUGACCCCGCCACAGAGGACGCAUUUCGCCUCGACCGGCUGUAACCAACGCCCCACUCGGCCAUGCGCAUGUGUGUGAACGCUGUUGCCCGGAGGAGGAGGAGAUGUGUGGAGUCGCUGGUCAAAGAAGAGCAUCAGUUCCACACCAACCAACCCAAUCUAACCCCACGAGAGAGCUUUUAAAUCCUGGUAGGAAAAUGCAUUGAAAUGUGUUUGAAGACUGCUGUCGGCUUCCCUUUUACAUGACGACACUCGGUAUGGUAUUAAUGAUGUUCAUGGUUCAGUCACUACUUUUUGCGAAUGAUACAUCCAGUUUUGAUUUGUUUGAGAUGCUUUGUUUUUAUUUAGGGAAGCUUGAGGAAAAUAUCAUGAGGGCGGAAACAGCCUGGUGUCUUAUUGUCCAUCAAUGACUGACUAAACUAUGGCUGCAGAGCAAACCCUUGACAAAUUACAGAAUAACUACAGUAUCACUCGCCUGUUAACAUAGAAGUAGCUUGAUGACUCAGAAGAAACACAUGUCAAAUUUAACCUCCCUCUGUGCCAAGCUAGUUGUUCUCAAUAGUACAUUCAGUUUGGAUAUUAAUAAGGGGUCGACCGAUAUCAGAUCAUUUGUUCAGGAUUUUUCAGAUUAUUGGUAUUUUGAACUGUUGCCAGUAAAUGGAAUGAAAUUAAUUCAAGAAUUUACGUCUUUGGUUGUAAAGCAGCCAAACAACUGAGUAACAGCCUGUUAACACUGAAGGAAUAAUGUUGAAAAGUUCUCUUAUAAUUAGCAGUUCAUCUCAGUUCAGUCCAAAAGUCUCUGAGUCCCAAGAGUCACUGAUGAUUUCACAGUUGCACUAAGGAGCGCAGUUUUUUCCUGUUUGUUUGUAUGUUUGUUUAUUUUUGACAAGAUAUGCUGAAUCUGAACAGUUUAUUUUUGGAUAUUUAAUGAGAUAUUCAUAAUAAAGUAAUUUUGACUAAGUAUUCAUACUUUAAGAUUAAAUUAGGUUGUUUCUCCCUGGGAAGUCACAUGUGAGUAGUUUAUUUACCAUCAAAAAUUUAAUAUCCAAGUUCCUGUUUUUACAGUUUCCUGCUAUAAUAUCAGUGUACUUUUGGUUAUUCCUUUAAAAAUAAUAUGUUUAUCAAACCUGCCAGUGGUUUUUGGGGUUCAGAGGGAUAACAUAACAUACGUAAAAUGUAAAUAAGGGCAUUUCAGUUAAGUUUGUGUUGGAGUUUGUGUUAUUCUAAAAGAUUUUCCCUUUAACUCCUGUAUAUCAGUUCAAAAUAUCAGUUAUCACUGUCCUCGAUGUCUAGUUAUCGAUAUCAGUAUCAGCCCUGGAACAACUGUAUCGGUCGACCACUAAUAAUACUUUUGUGCUAAUAUUGAGCGCUUUGUAAUGGAAGCCCCAGUGAGGCAACGAGUCAUUGUUUUGAAACCUGAUUUAUUCUUAGGAAAUGCUGAAUUUUGAUUUUACCGUGGUAAAUAGCAGUCAUCAUUUAUGCAUGAAAUCACAGAUCACUGUGCAUACUUGUUUUGCCUUAAUAGCUUGACAUUUUGGUUUUCAUGCAAGGAUGACUAUUAUGUAAAUAAGGAGAAACACAUUUUGAAUUAUCAAGUCAUUUUUACUGUUUUACAAGCCUACAUAAUUCACCGUUGCAUUGUCACUACCAUGUCAUUUCUCGUGUUCAUUUAUCAAACCUAAAUGGAUAAAUGAGGUGUUUGUUUUGAAAUAGAUGUUUACAGGCUCGUUUUGUUUAAUAUUUUACAUGUACAGAAUGUGAUUAGAUUUUGCGUAAUGGUAUCUAUGCAAAAUUACAGUGAUGAUUUAGGACUGUAAAAUGAAACAGACACAAUGAACCCUUAUAUUUCAGAAGCCAAUGUGCAAGAUUCUUACAGAAUGCAAAGUGAUGGUGCCAUGUUUCUUUUGAAUUUAUGUUUUGUUGUUGUUUUUUUUUCUUUUUAGAUUAAUUAGUUAGAGAAAAAAGGCUCACUGAGUGUGGCAUACAGUAGAAACUUUCCUGGCUUCCUCCCAAAGAUGUGACCUCAGCAUAGUUAAAAUAUAUAUAUUUUUCCAGACAAUUGAACUGCCUCUAUACUAAAACAGCAUUGUUGAUGCAAUGAGAAUGUAUUUAGGUCACAUCUGUACACUUGUGUUGUUGCCAUCUUGUCAUCCUCAUUGCCUCUCAUAUCAAGCCUUUAUGUCCCGUAGGACCAAAUAUCUUUCACCUGGUAAUUUUUCUCCCUGCAAAGCAGAUAUGAGAUUUGACUUCUAUGUAUGACUUUGUUGGUUUCCUUGGCACUACAGGGACACAGAAUAUCCGUUUCCUUGUCAUGCUCAUCUCGUCUGUGCCCUUUAUCGAUUCGCUCCGGCCUUAGGUUUUGCAUUUAUACGCGUCAUGCUUUUGCUCUUUAAAAUCCUCAGUGAAAUCUGUGUGUUUUUCCGUGAGCGGUUCUUUUGAAUGCACUCUCAGCUGUGUCCCAUAUCUCACCAUGGCACUUUAUGCAUUUGUUUGAAACACUGAUUUAUGAGAGUUUAUAUCCUCCCCCUUUGACUGUUACGUGCACUGGACCUGUUUUCCCUGUCUUUGAUUAAAACUUGCCUUCUUAUUAGGAAAAAAAAGAGAAAUAAAUAUAAAAAAAGCUCUAUUAAAUUAUACUUAUUUUUGAAAACUCAUAUCCAGAGUGUCUAUUUAAAAGAAUUUUUACUUAAUCAGUGUUUUGUUAGACCAAAUUUUGUGGCAGUGGUGAUCACAGGUCCUGUUACUGCAGCUCUUUCUGCUUCUGAUAGCAGGUUUCAGGAAGUUCAACUAGGAAAAUAUUUGUAAUUACUCACUUGAUAGCAAACGAAAAGUUUAUUCUUAAAAGGAUUCAAGAUACAGGAAUAGUGUGAUUUCUCAGAUGAGCGCAUUUGACAUUAUUAUCACAAUACUGUACCAGAUGGGAUUAGUCAGUCCCUGAAAAGUAUUUUACAGAAUUAAUAAUGAAAUGACUAUUGACAUGCUCGUUAAAUAAGUAUAAUUGCUUUUCUAGGACACUAUAUGGCUAUUUUCCAUCAAUGUUCAUUAUUAUGAAAAAGGCUCUUCUGUAGCUGCAGCAUUACGUCUGUUGAUGUGUGUCCAGGUCCUCCUGUGCCAGCAUAUUUCACCUUUAUUCUCACACAAUGUAAAACAAAACUGUUCCCGCAACUAACGUCAAUUUAGUUGAAAUUAACUUGUUACGCUUGAAUAUUUUUUUUCCUUUAAAAAAAAAAAAAAAGAAUACUCUAAUGUUCUGGAUGCAUCACGUUUCUCACUUUUGAUGCAGUGGUUCUGUUUUUUUUCUAUUUUAAUAAUUUUGUGACUGCAUGAAUCUCCGGACAUGUUUUCCCCUUUAUGGCUAGGUUUUUCUUUGCUUGGAAGGGUGGGUUCGGCUUUGUUUGUCUUUUGUUUUUCUUGUUUGCUGAAAUUGUCCUUUUUGUCAGUUUUUUUUUAUUCAUGUGUAGGCUAUGUAUGUAUCCGCUAAGUGAAGCCUAAAAAGCAUCAGAUAUAUGGUAAUCAGCCUUUUAUGCACAUGUAGAAGCUGUUGUUUGGUACUAUGUUUUCUACUGCAAUAUACAGUAUGUGCUUAUUUUCCGUGCAACACCCACAGAGUUUUAUUAUGUCAUGGUAAAUCUAUAGACUAGCUUUGUAUAUCGCUGUAUGGUAGGAACAAUGUUUUUCGUGCUUUAUGUGAUAUGAUGUCAAAGUAAGAAAAUGCACUGAGAAAUACCGUGCUGCAAUAUGUCAUUGUGGCUCUAUAUUCUCUGCUGGACCUCUAGUUUUUCUAGUGAGCCUGACAUCUUUGUGGGUUCUUUUUGUUUUAUUUUAUUUUAUUUUAUUUUUGUGCUCAUGUAGAUAGCUCUGACUGAUGUGUCACCUGUUACUGCCACCUUUUUAUGCAUCAAUGUUCAGGUAUCCAUUGGUGUUAAACCGGUGUUUACAGAGACAAGAGUUUACAACAGAGCAAUGUUAGUUUUUCUCUACCUAAAAUGUUUCAGCUUCGUUAAAUACCGUAUCUGGAGUAACAGACUACGUACGUAUGAACCACUUGCAGUGUAGAUUAGCAAAACAUAAAAAACCAGUAAUGUCAUUUCAAAAAUUAAUUUCAAUAUUCUGACUAUAUAUGGACCUCACCCAUAUGCAGUUUGAGGCCCGGAAAGCACUUUUAAUUUAAUUUACAUAUUUUAAUUCUGCAGAAAUUCCCCUUUAUAUGUACUUGCUAUAAGCAGCUACAUGCCAUUUUAAAAUAAAUAGGUACUGUAUUUAGUUUUGUAGUGAAUCUGUCAUCAGCACUGUAUCUUUUUCUCCUUUCUUUCUGUUUUGGUGUUAAAUCAACAGUUUAACCAAAGUUCAAAACAGCCAUAAGCGAGAGAAUACUGAGACAUUUUAUCCUUGGAACUGUUGAAACACAUCCUCUCCUUUUUUCUUUUUUUUCUCAAAAUGUUUUAAUGAAAUACAAAUUAUUUCAUACUAGAUGUAUGAACUUAUCAAUACAUUGUUUACAUUGAACAUAGUUACUGAAAUUCUUGCAGCGUAACUUAAAGAGGUGACUGAUAAACCCUGUCCAGUACAUGGGAAAUCUCUUUUCUGCAUGAGAGGGAAUUUUGAAAUAUCUUGACAUAUUAUAUUUUGCUUUAAAUUAAGUAUUUAGUUUUGCCUAUGUUUUAUAAAUUCGCUGUCAAACACUAUUUUGUAGUGUAAAAUAACAAUAUACAAGUUAACUGAGAAAUAACAUACAUUAAGACAUUAAGAAAUAACACAAGUAAGAAAUAACAGAUACAAACACUGUACAGUCGGGCUAUAUAUAUAUAGAGAGAGAGAGAGAGCCAGGGAGAGUUAUUAUAUAUGUAGAUUGACUUUGUGAAACAAACACAAGCUGAAUCAGGAAGAUGAAACAGAGUUGUAGUCAUGUAUGGUCACUCGGUGGGUUUUCCACAGCUAUGAAUCCUUUGUGUGCAUUUUUGAGGACAGCCCAGUGCUGGUUCAAGCCUCAUACAAUGGCAGCUAAAAUGUUAUAUAAUGUAUUUUUUGUUUUCUGAGUACAGUGAUACUAUUCCAACCACUGCAAAUGCGUUUUAACUGCUGUGAAGAAGUGCACUGUUCUCCUAUAGUGUAUCCACAGCAACAGGAAACAUCAUGCUCAUAGAAUAUGCAAAGUCUAGCAUUCUGCAACACAGCUUUGGCAAGUUGGUACCUUUUUUGAGCUAACCCUUUAAAAAUGACUGGUUUCAAACCUUGUUCUUCAAAUUGUGCUUUUUCUAUUUUAACUGUUAAAUCGGACCAAAAGAAUUCAAGCCGGCUGUAAAUGUGUGCUAUAUUAAAGAUGAAAUACACUUCUG